AUGUAUUUCCGACCAGGUUUCUGCCGGCGAUCCGUGUUCUCCAUGACGGCGGAGUACAACAACGGGGCCCAGUCGUGCAACUGCGACUUCCAGGGUUCCUUGAGCUUCGAAUGCGAGGAGAUGGGCGGGCAAUGCUCCUGCCGUCCCAACGUCAUCGGCAGGAAAUGCAACCGAUGCCGCACGGGUUUCUACGGUUUUCCCUAUUGUCGCUCUUGCGACUGUCCGUCCACCGCACUCUGCGAUCCCUACACUGGUAUGCUUGACUCUUCCCCGAUGCUCUUGAAGCGCUGCCGAGAGAAUGUCGUGGGCCGAACGUGCGAUCGAUGCCUUGCUGGAUAUUGGGCCUUUCCCCAAUGCCAACUGUGCAACUGCGACUUCCGAGGCACGGCCGAAGACAUCUGCGAUCAGGAAACAUCGACGUGCUUCUGUAAAGAGAAUGUCUACGGUCGAUCGUGUGCCAGUUGCAAGCCAGGGACUUUCAAUUUGGAGGAGACAAAUCCAGAUGGAUGUUCGAAGUGCUUCUGCUUUGGCAAGACCAGCCAAUGCUCCAGCUCUUUCCUCUAUUGGGAUCGGGUUGCCCGUCUCCUCGUCGGGGAGACAGCUGUGCAAAAUGACCAGUAUGGCUACUCCGAAAUGCUAGACCCGUGGUUGACUUUCGCCAUCGAGGAUAUUCGAGGAUAUUCAAUUCUUUCAGUUGCAACGCUUCUUUCGGCUUCCAUGAUUGCUACUGAAGCAAAUGCACCGAUCUCGGAGAUCCAGGACUGGAAAGGGACGGGCAUCCGGCAAGUGGCAGGGAAUUACCAGAAAGCCCCCAUCGAAGCCUCCGUCACGUCGUACACGGAUCUCAUGAGGAUGGAAUUGGGUGCUACCGGCGAGGACAUGGCCGUCUACUUCUCUGCUCCCGAGGUCUAUCUAGGCAAUAAGCUCAGUUCCUACGGAGGUCAUCUCUCGUAUACGCUCCUCUUUAUUCAAGGGGAACUGUCGAGUGGCAAGGGAGGCAGGGCAAAGCCGGCUCCGGAUUUAAUCCUCCAAGGACAUAACUUGACUCUUCUUCAUUAUUCUCUCGGGGAUCUCUCCGCACUGGAGUCAACGUCCGUCUCGCUUGAAUUGGUGGAGAGGAAUUUCCGCCUCCCAUCUGGCAGCCCGGCGACCAGAGAACAGCUCAUGCAGGUCCUCUACAAACUCGAUGGUUUGUAUAUCAGAGGGAACUACUGGAAUCCAACUGCCGAGGCCCGGCUGAGCAACAUAUCUAUGCCACUGGGGAUAGAAGACUUCUUCGACGGGGCGGAACCAGCCUCAUCAAUAGAGCAGUGUCAAUGUCCUCCCAGUUAUCGAGGCCUCUCGUGCGAAGAAUGUGCACCCGGAUAUUACAGGGCUCAAACAGGGCCCUUUGGGGGCUUCUGUGUCCCUUGUCAAUGCAAUGGCCAUUCCAACGAAUGCGAUCCCCUUACCGGCAAAUGUCUCAAUUGUCAGCACGACACAGAAGGGGACUAUUGCCAGAAAUGUCGAGCCGGUUACCAUGGAAAUGCAACUCAGGGGACGCCCAACGAUUGCCUCAUCUGUGCCUGUCCUUUACCGCUGGAAAGCAAUAAUUUUGCGAAAUCAUGCAUGGUGUCAGAGGACGGACGGGCCAUCAGCUGUGAAUGCAAGCCAGGUUAUUAUGGUCCCAGAUGCGAAGUCUGUGCUGCAGGGUUCUACGGUCAACCGGAAGUCCCAGGGGAAAUUUGCAAACCGUGCAAUUGUUCGGGGAACAUCGACCCGUCGGACCGUAGGGCUUGUGAUUCCGUGACGGGAGAAUGCUUGAAAUGUUUGGGGAAUACCGGUUGUGACUGUGAUCAAUGCGGGGCGAGGAAUUGCGAUCACAGCACGGGAGUGUGCAACUGCAAGGAGAACGUUAUCGGUGACAAAUGCGACCGGUGUGCCGUCGAUCAUUGGGGAUUCGAUAUCUGCCAGGGCUGCCGAGGCUGCAACUGUGGAGCGGCAUCGAUGAGCACUCGUUGCGAGGAAACUACGGGGCAAUGCCGAUGUCGGCCAGGUGUCGGCGGGAGAACCUGCGACCGGUGUGAGCCUGGAUAUUGGAACUACACUCCCAACGGCUGCGAACGGUGCAAGUGCAACCCGAAUUAUGCGUUCGGGGGUGGAUGCAAUCCCCAGACUGGUCAGUGCGAAUGUCUUCCGAACGUCAUCGGUCAAAAUUGCGAUUCCUGUCCUCAUCGAUGGGUCCUCAUUCCGAACAAGGGUUGCAGAGAGUGCGAUACGUGCACCCACGAUCUCCUAGAUGUCAUGGACUCUAUGAAGUCCACCAUUGCCCCUCUUCUCACCGAAUUCGAAACGGUAUCGCUGAGCUUCUUCACGACCAAGCGACUGAUGAACAUCAACUCGACAAGCGAUGAGUUGAGGAAGAAGGUCGAGGACUUCGAUCCAAAGUUGGUCAACCUCAGCCCCCCUUCCCUGGAGAUCGACGACCUCACGGCAAAAGUCGACGAUUUCGCCCUCUCUGCGGAAGGGAAUUUGCUGGAGGCUACCGACGGACUGGAUAGCAGUGCCCUCAUCCUGGAGAGCGGGAUUAAGAUGCAGAAAGAGGCAGAGAAAAACGUGAAGGAAGUGAGAGACAUCGUCACCCGAGUCGGACAUCUAGCGAUCGGAUUUGAACAUGCGGCUGGCAAGUCUCCCUUCCCUUACAAGGCACGCUACGCUACCCCCACUAGGGAUUUAUUGGGAACGUCCUUCUGUUCUCCCAGUGAGCGAGCAAACAUGGAGCUGGAAGAAGCUCAACAGCUCCUAGAGAGCAUGAAAGAAUUCCAAGUUCCCGUUAAAGAAGAUAUCGGCCAACUGGAGGACCUUAGGAACAACAUGACCCACAUCCGAGACCGACUGGCCGAACUUCAGAAUCAGAGUUCUCAGAGCCUUCAGAAGGUCUCUUCCGCUAUGGAUGCCAUCAAUAAAGUGAAGGCGACUGAUAUGCAGAGGAAGCUUCAGGAUGCAGGCAUCAACGCGGAGGAAAGCAGGAAUCGAACCAUCGAGGCUGAUCGAAGAACUCUGGAAGCAGAAGACUUGUUCAAGAAUGCCACUACCAACUACCAAGUCCUCAGUGGACGUCCACCCGGUGGAAAUCCACCAUUCGCCAUUCGCACACAUGUAUUUCGAGCCAGGUGGAUUUUCCCUCCAGGGAAUCCUCCUGGUGGACAUCGCUCCAACAGGGUGGAAAUACGCCUAGGGGGACAUCCACCUGGUUCCAAAUCCACAUGGGAGGUGGGCGAUGAGAGCGUGACGCAGCUGGAGACGUUCAAACAGGAGUUGAAGAAUGCAGCUGAAUCCCAGAAUGGAGAUUUGCGACGUGUCGUGUUGGAUUCCCAGCGACAUGCCAGGGAUCUCGAGAGAAAAGCGAAGGAUCUGGACAAUCUGAUAGCGGACACGAGGACGAUGUCCGAAAAUGCUGUGAAUGCAGCCAAUUCUAACAAAGACAUCGUGAAGGCGACGGAAGAGGCAAGAGAGGCAGGCAAAGAAGCACGGAAAACAGCAUUAGACACGAAAGAGAAGCUGGGAGGCGUGGGGAGUCGGUCGAACGAAAGCCUCGGGGUGGCGAAGGAGUUGAAGAAGGAAUCGCUGAGCUCAGCUGAUGCCGUACAGAAUCAGCUGGCUGCCAACCUUGCCAACGGCAGAUUCUUGACUGAACUCACCGCCGACACUGUGGAAACCAUCAAGGCCAAUCUUUCCGAGAUCCAGAGGCAGAUAGGCCUGUUGCCGGCCCUGAACGACCCGGAUCGGUUGAAUGCAGAUGAUGCGUUGCAAGCAUCACAGAAGGCUAACGAGACUGCCAACUCAGUCCUGAGGGAAGUGGAACGACUGAAUCUCGUCGCGCUGAAAGUGAAUCGAAGCUCUAAAGCCUACCAGCCGAUGAUGCUGUUGGCUCUCCUGGAAGACGGAGGAGAAAAGAAAUACCGAGACGAUCCUCCUCGAAUGAGAGAACUUGCUGAUCGGUUGACGUUGAAACAGGCGGAAUUGAAAGCGAAAGGGGAAAAAGUAGGAAUGUCCAUCCACACCUUGAAGAUGAAAAUCGCCAAGGCUCGAGAACAGGCCAACCGGCAAGUGCUGGACAUAUACUUCGUAUCUCUCUUCUUCAAGAUCAAAGUCGGCCUGCAGUUCAAGCCCGACACGACGUUGCAGUUACAGAAUCCAGAAGGCCUGAAUGCAGCUGCUACUUCCACCAAACUCUCGCUUUACUUCAAGACCGACAAAAAAGACGGAUUCCUUGCCUAUCUGGGCAAUGAGGAAGGUACCCACACCAAGUUGAAGAACACCAACACCGACGAUUUCUUGGCACUGGAAUUGGAAGACGGAUUCGCAACCCUUGUCGCGGAUCUGGGCUCUGGCGUCCGUCGUAUCCCCAACACCAAGAAAUACGUUGCCGAUGAUAUCUGGUACAGGGCCAUCGUCGAGAGGGUGGGGAAGACGGUGGAGCUGAAGAUCGUGGAAGAAGGGCCGAAUCAGGAGGAGAUAGUUCACAGUGUGACGGGGAAGACUGCAGGACCCAAGAGUGUCCUUAACCUGGAUCAGGAAAAGAGCUCUCUCUACGUCGGUGGAUUCCCCGGUGAUGCCAAAGUGCAACAGAACGUGCGAUAUAAGUCCUUCGAUGGAAGCAUCGAGGGAGUGGAGGUGAACGAUCAACCUGUCGGCCUUUGGAACUUCAAGCAAGCCAACAACAACGUCCAUGCAGAAAUCGAAAGAGAUAGGUUGAAGACGGUAAAGCCGUCCACAGGGUUGCAGUUCGAAGGGAAGGGAUAUGCAGCCAUAGAUCGGAAAGCCCAUCAGUUCCGGAAUAAGUUCUUCAUCAAGAUGAACUUCAAGACAUAUGCGGACAACGGUCUCCUGCUCUUGGUCGGCAAGAAUAAACGAUUCCUGUCUUUGGAACUCCGUGAUGGACGAAUCAUGUAUCAGUACGACUUGGGAAGCGGGCCAGUGCGAAGCAUCACUGAUAAGACCUACAGUGAUGGGGAAUGGCACACCUUGCAAGCUCAACGACAGGGUAGAGAAGGACAGCUCACGGUGGACGGGGAGAACAUGGAGCGAAUUACCUCCCCAGGCCAAGAAAUGAAUCUCCGGGUCUCCGACUAUAUUUACUUCGGAGGCUAUCCGGGAACCCACGGAUACGUCGACGUCACCAACAUCGGCUUCGAUGGUUGCAUCGACGACGUGGGAAUCUCCAACACCCCUGUUGACCUGAGUCAGAAUCGAGAAGCCAUCGGAGUGUCCCAUGGAUGCCCAGUCCGGACGGCGAGAACGGUGUCGUUCGACUCCAGUGCCCCAGGUUACGUGGCCAUUCCAAAGGCUCCAAUAGGAGACGAUCUCCAGGUCACGUUCAAAUUCAAGACCCUUAAAAACGACGGAGUGCUCUUCCAUGCCGGAAAUGAAGGGGCCAAAGACUACGUGUCCAUCUCCUUGUCCAAGGGGGGUCUCGUCAUGGAAACCCCUGAAUAUCGACUCGACACCGGGCCCGACCAUGAGCUCAACGAUGAACAUUGGCAUUAUGUCACGGCAACCAAGGACUCUAAGGGAUUGAGGAUCGAUCUCGAUGACUUCCGCGUCUACGAGCUAAAUUUCACCGAGGAAAAGCGCGGUGCGAAGUUGACAACGCCGUUGUUCUUCGGUGGGGUGCCAGGGACAUAUUCCCCAGGGACGUAUCCGCGGUCCCGAUUCGUCGGUUGCAUCGCAGACACGACCGUCAAUGGGGAUUUAGUGAACUUCGCUAACAGCACCGAGGGUUUCGGCGCCCAAUUGGAGUCAUGCCCCAUCGCAGAUCCCGUCGCCGCCAAAUCUCCUCUCCCCACGGCUCCCAGUUUCCCAGAGAUCUUCGACGUAGAAGUGACAUUCCCAUUCGAAGAUAGAGGGAGAGAGGGAACGACGGCUGCUCCCACUUUCCCUGUUCCUUCACCAGGUGCUUACGAGGAAGACGAUUAUUACGACGACCUUAUUGUUGACGGAGUGGAGUCAACAGGGACGACGAAGAAGCCGGCCCCGACGCUUCCUCCACACGCCUGUGCCCUUCCCCAGAACCCCGCUGUAGACUCAGAGCUCAACGAACACAGCGGACAACGAUUCGGCGGGAACCCGGAGAGCCGUCAGGAAUUCGAUUCGCUUCCUUACAAAGUUCAUACAGACUCGGAAUUCUCGGUGGAAUUCAAAAGCGAUAGCAAGGACGGAGUCAUCUUUUACGUAUCGGACAACAAUCACAUCGAUUUCAUAGCCCUCUACGUCAAGAACGGCCAGGUGUAUUAUGCCUUCAACUGCGGCUCGGGAGCGGCAGUGUUGUCGAGUGAGAGGAGUUACAGUGACGGGAAAUGGCACGAAGUGAGUUUCAACCGAGAAGAGAACAGGGGGAUCCUCAUGAUCGACGACCAAACCGUUGCCGAAGGGGAAAGUCAAGGCAAUACCAAGAGCAUCAACGUGAAUCCUCCCUAUUUCCUAGGCGGUCUCUCGCAAGAAGCCCAAAAUGACUCCAAGAAGAAUCUCCAGGGGAUAUCGAUGGGCUUCGCAGGGUGUCUUCGGAAUUUCCGAAUGAAAGGCCGAUCUUUGGGUGAACCAAAGUCAUCGGUAGAAGUCGUACCGUGCUCAGAGAAGGUGGAGGCCGGCGUUUUCUUCUAUUCUGAGCCAGGCUACGCAAUUGCAGACGAAACUUUCCACGUCGGAAAGUCGAUCAAGUUGAAGCUUCAAAUAAAACCACGGACGACGUCGGGGGUCCUGCUGUCCGUCACGAACCCCGAGGUGAAGGACUUCAUGACGCUGGAGAUGAUCAACGGGAGUGUGAAAUUCACUGUGGAUAACGGCGCUGGGCCAUUCUGGGCCACGUACACGAGCCCCGAGGAAUACGGACUUUGCGAUGGGGAAUGGCAUACGAUCUCCAUGGUGAAGACGGGGAAUCUGGUCACGUUGUCCGUGGACGACGUGUUCACAAACCCUGGAAUCGGGCAACCGGGGAUCACCGUCACGAAUACGAAUCAUCCCUUGUAUGUUGGGGGUCAUCCCUGGAAGAAUUCCAAUAUCGUGGAACACUUUGCCACCUCGGCCCAAUAUGUAGGCUGCAUCCGAAACGUGGUCGUCAAUGAAUCCCCGCUUCCCUUGAACCGAGUCGUUGGCAAAGCCACCGUCAACACCUGCCCUACCAUCUAACCAUAUUAGGCUUUUUUUUUGCGUCUGUUACGCUUACAUGUCCGUCUGUCUGUUUGUCUCUGCCAUUCAAUCAUUAGGAUUCCCAUCCCAGCCAUCUCUUCCCGCUCACUCCACCUCUUCUCUCUCUUUCCCUCUCUCCGUUUCCUUCACCUAGACUAUUUGAAAUAAAGUUAUUCGUUCCGAUUUU
Darwinula stevensoni is the source of this 7354-nucleotide messenger RNA. The record is from the annotation of a GenBank genome assembly. Lineage: Eukaryota; Metazoa; Arthropoda; Ostracoda; Podocopida; Darwinulidae.